UUAUUCAUUUUCUACCCCUCUCGCGGCUGGAAUAUUCAUGAUGUGCUGGCGUGUCCAGCGCCAAUCGUUGGGCUCGCUUGGAAAUGCCCUUUUCGUACACGAGGCUCUGUUAACACAGUUGGAUCUGACAGAUCGAAGAUCCAGUUCCUCAAUCAUCUCACAAUGACCUCAGAAUCAGCCUCAGGGCGAGCAGUAACUUCGAUUCUGCCCUCGUCGUCGGCGCCCAGUGAACCAUCGUCGUCCACACAAGAACCAAACUCUCAGGCUGACCCCCGAUUCGACGGCAUUUACGUCCCCCAUAUCUAUGACUUUGUGAGCCUGUUCCGGCCUGCCCAUUUUCAGGGCCGCUCGCAGAUACCUCCGCUGUAUCUGGAGCCUCUGGCUGUGGAUCACUCGAUCACUGUCGGCCAUGGGGCGUCGUUCACCACCUUCAAGCGCGCAGUGCCAGGCAGCCCGCCGACGACUUUGAAUAUAACAACCAGCGGUCUCCCGCUGACCCUCAGCCCGUCUCCAAGUACCAAGUCAAGAUAUGUUGUUUACAAGAUUGCUCGCGUCGCCUUCUCGGAGUCUGGAACCCCUACGCCGCAAACUCGCCAUGCGAUGAAGGCCGCCCUGAUGGAGCUCUACUGUCUCCGCCAUAAACCUCUUCAAAACCAUCCCAACAUCGUGAAGCUCUUGGGCCUCGCAUGGGGCGCCAACUAUUUCGACCCAAGCCAUCGCCUGCCAGUGGUGGUGGUUGAGUUCGCCGACCGGGGCAAUCUAGCACAGCUACAGGAUGCCAUCAAUCUAGGGCCUCUUGCCAGGAGUCGACUCGCAAUUGAUAUCGGAGAGGGCCUGGAUGUGCUUCAUCGCUGCGGCAUUGUGCAUGGCGAUAUCAAGUCAGAGAACAUUCUGAUCUUCUCGCACCCAGAGAAGGAGUAUGUGGCUAAGCUGUCGGAUUUUGGCUUCUCGCUCGUUGGAGAGGCGGCCACUGCUGCUGUAUACGUCGGGGGAACAAGGCCCUGGAAGGCCCCUGAGGCGAAAUCACAAAUAACGAAGGAUGGACUUCCCGCGACAGAUGUCUACUCCUAUGGCCUGUUGUUGUGGCGUCUGGCAACAGACGGCAGGGAUCCAUUUCGUUUCUGGGUGGACACCGACCUGCGUGGAGAGGACUACUACCAGCUCCUUGAAAGCCUCAAGGAUAAUGACCAGCUGGUGCAGAAUGUAUCCCUGGAGAAGUGGCUUAUUCCUUACCUCUCUGGCAAAGGCGGGCGUCAAGCGCAGUUGACCAUGGACUGGCUCGUGCAAGGAGUCUCCAAGCUUCAGAUUCUUGCAAAUUCCCAGCAGACUGCCAACCGUAUGUCGACAGAUAAUUGGGGCAGACUUGUGGAGUAUUUAAAAGUGUGUCUCCAGUUCGAUCAAGCCUCGAGUGUGCUGGCUGGCACUGUCCUGCAGUGGGCAAGUAAGGAUAUCUUCUACGGACGAAUCUCAUCGGCUCUGGAAAGAUCUCUCAGCCUCGACUCGACGAAGCGAAGUUUGCGAGGAGCACUUGACUGUCUUACCGGAGGAAGUCAGCUAGAUACAGUCAAACACACAAAUGCGGAUAUGCUCCUUCGCAUCAGCUACGAUAACCAUGUCCUCUCCUGGCAGCAAAUGAGAGAACUCGAGCCAGCUGUCCAGUCGUUCAUCUUCCACUGUUUCCGCGCAAAAGUGGAGGGCGAGUUAUCCCAGCGAAAGAUCAACCCCCCGGACUGUUUCAUUCUGAUGUCCUACUAUAUCAAUGGAUAUGGAACUCCGGUUGACUUCAAAGCAGCUACGCGUCUUCUCGAGCAGUGUUCCAAUACCGAGUAUAAUCAUCUGCCUUCUCGCGCGUACGUCUACCGCAUUGCGAAAUCUCUCAACCCAAAGUUCAUAGCCAGGGCCGACAUGGUAUCCAACCUGACCGAAAUGGCCAUUAUGGGCUCCCGCACGGCAGGACUUGAUCUCAAUGAGAUAGCACCCGACAAGUAUGCAGAAGUGCAGCCGCUCAUCCGCGAUGCGCUUGCUGGGGUCGGUGCCAAUUUCUUCCACGCCAAACAGAUGCUCGCCGGUGCUACUUACCGGCAGUGGAUCAACACAUUUGAUAACGAGCAAGUCCUUGUUCAGAAUCUGAGUGGCUUGAACCGUAUUGCUGAUUAUAAGGUCAAUAAGCGAGGUGACAGGAUUCUGCAUUUGGCAGCCAGUGCUGGACGCAUGAGCGCAAUCAGAACGCUUCUAAGCACAUUCCCAGCACUCGCUGUGAACCAUGUCAACGACCAAGGCGAAACACCGCUGCUCUCCGCAUGUCGUGCUGGACAGACCGCCACUGUAUUGGAUUUGUUAGAACUCGGUGCAGACGCGACGGUAGUCACCCCAACGGGCGAGACCUGCUUGCACUGGCUUGUUUCCUUUGAGGAUGGCGAUAUCGAAAAGGUCGGCCAGGCUUUGGUCAAAGCCGGAGCUGGUCUCAGGGGACUGACCAAGAAGAGCAUUGCGUACUCUGAGUUCCGGGCGACAAUCGAGGUGGACGUGCAGGUCCCGGGCACUCCGCUGGCCUGGGCUGUCCAUCAUGACCGACCUCAGAUCGUCAAAUUUCUACUGAGUGCAGCGUCUGAUCCCCUGAUCUGCGUUGACCGCUUGACUAAUCCCAUGGGUCCAUCUGCCCUGGAGCACGCAGCCUAUUAUCAUCAUGUUGAGUGCCUAGAGCUCAUGAUGGAGGCAAUGGAAGCAUCUGGAGUCUCCUAUACUCUCGAGCCUCUCCUCCGGCUAGGGGUACACUCUGCAGACACGUUUUCGAUGAUGUUGAGACACGGUGCAAGGUACAAACAACGACUACACGAGUUCCUCGAGCUUGGACUUCGAAAAGCGAAAGAGGUUCGUUUUCUAACCGGGGUCGGAGGACAUGAUACCCACCUGCUAUACUACGCUGUGAGCGAGGGUCACGAUGAAGUUGUCGAGUAUCUUCUAUCCACUGAGGUCAGUAAAGUCAUUAGCUCGUUCAACAUCAGUGUCGAAGACGGUCAAUUUCCUCCCGGUGCAUAUAAUCUGGGAGAUAUCAAUCGCCCGGCACGAGAGGACCGACGCACGCCCGUGCUGGAAGCAAUCCGAUGGAAUCGCAAACCCCUGGUCGAGCUCCUGGUGAAACAUGGUGCCAACCCAAGGGCGACAGCUAGGAAUCCUCUCAGCGGCGAGAUGAACUGGACUGCUUUCCAUAUUCUGGCCACCGCCGGCCACACUAAAGAUUACUCCGACUUGGUGUCGUUCCUGGUCACUGCCGGUGUUCCCAUUGACGGUGUCCCUGUUGGCAACUCAUCCGACUCAGAGAGCCCAUUCCUGGUUGCCAUCCAGCAUAAUGCAUUUGGACUGGCCACAGCAUUCCUUGAGCACGGCGCCAACCCCAGUGCCUGCAGCAGCACCUCCGGAAUGUUAUCCCUUCAGCACCCCACCUCGGUCCUUGGCCAUAUUGUCGCUGCAUCAGCUCAACAUACUGUGCCUCGUGUGAGAUAUCUCCUUGAACAAUGUCCAAAGAAGGAUGAAGUAGAUUUUAUUGUCGACCACAGCCAACAAAUGACUGCCCUUCACCGCGCCGCCUGGACGCACAAGGGAAUAAGACAUCGACUACCACAAAACCAGGAGCAGGCAGAGCUAUCAAAAGAAGAGUACGACAUGGUGGUAAACCGAGAGAUCAUGCGCGAGCUUCUGCAAAAGUGGGCAGAUCCUGAGACACAUUUGAAUGCUCGCUGUCGGAUUCACGGCCGGACUGCCCUUCAUCUGGCAGUGGACGCAGGGAACACUGCAGCUGUGGAGAUGCUGCUAGACAAGGGAGCGGAUAGCACGAUUACUGAUGAUCUGGAUUUGACUCCUGGGCUGCUGGCGCAAGAAAUUAUGAGCGAGUUGGAUGAUGAGGAAGCUGAGCUGUUGGAUGUUUACGCGAUCAUCGUCACUUUGUGUUGUCGCGAUUAGACUGCAGACUACGCCGGGAUGGAAUCUACCGCAAUUACCGGCAUAAGCUAAUGCUAGUUAGUCAUCUAUGCUAUUCAUGCUUCAACAACUGUACUGCAGCGACAAGAUACAAUGACACGGGCCUGCAUGUUUCAAGGACUUAGUAUAAAUAUUAUUAAAUGUCUAGCUAUAUUGCGUGUAAAGUGUUUGUUGGCGAAUCCACGAGUAUUUCUUUAAGUCAUGAAUAUUCACUCCCACUAC
Aspergillus versicolor CBS 583.65 is the source of this 4200-nucleotide messenger RNA. Its product is annotated as ankyrin repeat and protein kinase domain-containing protein. The coding region runs from base 163 to 3960 and encodes 1265 amino acids. Gene Ontology annotation, molecular function: ATP binding; protein binding; protein kinase activity. The transcript is spliced from 3 exons. The record is from RefSeq and is a predicted model, not a curated record. Gene Ontology annotation, biological process: protein phosphorylation. NCBI's taxonomy places the organism in Eukaryota, Fungi, Ascomycota, Eurotiomycetes, Eurotiales, Aspergillaceae.